Molecule: messenger RNA, 1263 nt
Organism: Rhipicephalus sanguineus (brown dog tick)
Lineage: Eukaryota; Metazoa; Arthropoda; Arachnida; Ixodida; Ixodidae
Product: dephospho-CoA kinase domain-containing protein
Exons: 1
Coding region: 224-925 (233 amino acids)
Biological process (GO): coenzyme A biosynthetic process
Molecular function (GO): ATP binding; dephospho-CoA kinase activity
Source: RefSeq, a predicted model, not a curated record
ACUUGACCAUUCCUGUGUGUUAUGUGUUUACUCGCAGUUUUCCCGUUCUCGUUUCGCCACUUUACAUUUCACGCUUUUUCCUGCAACCUCUUUCCUCCGUUGAGACAAAGCUUACGGGCCCCGAAGGCUGUUUCAGACGGGCAUUUACUGCGCAGUCGGACGGUUAGCGGUGCGGUGUCGUUCGGUUUUGUCCCGGGUGUAAACGGACAGAUCACCGAGAGCGAUGUUUCUGAUCGGACUGACGGGCGGUAUUGCGUCCGGUAAGAGUACGGUCGCCAGCAUCUUGGUUUCGCUCGGAAUCGAUGUCAUAGACGCGGACAAGAUCGCCCGCGAAGUGGUCGAGCCCGGAAAGCCCGCCUGGGUCCAGAUUCGCCGGGAGUUUGGCUCCGAGGUGCUACUCAGCGAUGGCCAACUCAACCGUCCCGCGUUGGGCCGAAUCGUGUUCAGCGAUCACGACAAGAGGCGCAGGCUAAACCGUAUCACCCACCCGGAGAUACACAAGGAAAUGUUCUUCCAGAGCCUCAAGCUCUUCCUCAAGGGUCGUCAGUUCGUGGUAGUCGACGUGCCGCUGCUGUACGAGACCAAGACGAUGUUGCGCUUCGUGCGCAAGGUGAUCGUCGUGAAGUGCUCGCCCGCUCAGCAAGUCGAGCGCCUCAUGCUGAGGAACGGCUUCACAGAAGAUGAAGCGAGAAAGCGCAUCGAGUCUCAGCUCCCAUUGGAGCAGAAGUGCGGCCUAGCCGAUUACGUCAUCGACAACACAGGGGACCCGGAUGCAUUGCGCGCUCAGGUCGAAGACGUCGUUCGCCAGCUCAGGGGAUCAUGGGCGCAUUGGAAAGUGCGCGGCGCCGUACUGGUCGUUAUGGUGGGGCUGUUAGCGGGUGUCGCGUGGUUGAUAGCUCGCGUCUCUAGUGCACUUUAUCUUUGAUCUAUAACGAGGCGCAAAGUACUUCUAGAAGGCUUCCAGAUCCUUCUGUACCUGAUUGUGCUAGCUCCUUAGACAGCGCAUUAUGAGGGUCCACCGCACUCUUGCAAAGCUGGAAGAAGUGAAUCGCGUACGCUAACGCAUUGAAAUGUUGGGCAUAAAAUGCAUGUUCCACUGCUUGACCAAAAAAAGUAUAUAGAUAUGUAUUCAUAACUCGGAAACUUGCGAAAAGGACUGUGCCUGUUAACUACUGGCAUUGCAAGCUCUAAACAUUAACUAAAUGCUCAUGACAUGGUAACACAACAGUGAUGUUAAAUAAUGCAUUUUACUAUCGGUACAGG